Molecule: messenger RNA, 1353 nt
Organism: Micropterus salmoides (largemouth bass)
Lineage: Eukaryota; Metazoa; Chordata; Actinopteri; Centrarchiformes; Centrarchidae
Product: receptor-type tyrosine-protein phosphatase F-like
Exons: 8
Biological process (GO): synaptic membrane adhesion; peptidyl-tyrosine dephosphorylation
Molecular function (GO): protein tyrosine phosphatase activity
Source: RefSeq, a predicted model, not a curated record
UCUAUUGAUCCAGGUCAGCAGUUCACCUGGGAGCACUCCAACCUGGAGGUCAACAAGCCAAAGAACCGCUAUGCAAAUGUUAUUGCCUACGACCACUCCAGGGUCAUCCUCACACCUGUGGAUGGAGUUCCAGGUAGCGACUACAUCAACGCCAACUACAUUGAUGGCUACAGGAAGCAGAAUGCUUACAUUGCCACACAGGGGCCGCUGCCGGAGACACUGAGUGACUUCUGGAGGAUGGUGUGGGAGCAGAGGACCUGCACCAUCGUUAUGAUGACCCGCCUAGAGGAGAAGUCACGGGUGAAGUGUGACCAGUACUGGCCCAGUCGAGGCACAGAGACAUAUGGGAUGAUUCAGGUCACCAUGCUGGACACUGUGGAGCUGGCUACGUACACAGUACGCACAUUUGCCCUCUAUAAGAAUGGCUCAAGUGAGAAGAGAGAAGUUCGACAGUUCCAGUUCAUGGCCUGGCCUGAUCAUGGAGUGCCUGAGUAUCCCACCCCAACACUGGCCUUUCUACGCAGGGUCAAGGCCUGUAAUCCUCCAGACGCUGGACCCAUGGUGGUCCACUGCAGUGCUGGUGUGGGCCGGACAGGCUGCUUCAUUGUGAUCGAAGCCAUGCUGGAGAGGAUGAAACAUGAGAAGUCGGUGGAUAUAUACGGUCACGUGACGUGUAUGCGAGCUCAGAGGAACUACAUGGUGCAGACAGAGGAUCAGUACGUAUUCAUCCAUGAGGCCCUGCUGGAAGCUGCAACAUGUGGCAACACUGAAGUCCCAGCCAGAAACCUGUAUGCCCACAUCCAGAAGCUCACCCAAAUCCCUUCUGGAGAGACUGUCAGCGCCAUGGAACUGGAGUUUAAGAAACUGGCAAACUCUAAAGCACAUACCUCAAGAUUCAUCAGUGCCAACUUGCCGUGUAACAAAUUCAAGAACCGUCUGGUAAACAUCCUGCCUUUUGAAUCCACCCGAGUCUGCCUGCAGCCAAUCAGAGGGGUGGAGGGCUCCGACUACAUCAAUGCCAGCUUCAUCGACGGAUACAGGCAGCAGAAAGCAUACAUGGCCACCCAGGGCCCGUUAGCCGAGACCACAGAGGACUUCUGGAGAAUGCUGUGGGAACACAACUCCACCAUUGUGGUCAUGCUCACCAAACUCCGCGAGAUGGGACGGGAAAAGUGCCAUCAGUACUGGCCUGCUGAGCGCUCAGCACGCUACCAGUACUUUGUUGUGGACCCUAUGGCUGAGUACAACAUGCCUCAGUACAUCCUGAGAGAAUUCAAAGUCACAGAUGCCAGGGUAGGUCCUCCUCAGCGGAGAUUUGCUGCUGCUGAACGGGGCAGCUACCAAGAAGAAUGG